UGAACAUGGACUACACUUUCAUGGUAAAGUAAAUUGAUAUUCUUGGCAAUAUUUCAAAAAGAAAUCAUGCCGGAUGUUUGUGCCUGCAGCGUCUAUUCCAUCCUGUGCCUGUUGGAAUUCCGUGGUAACGGGAAAAAACCCUCCGAGCAGCCGGAAAAACAGCCUCCUAUCCUCGAGGCGCAACCGUUCUACAGCAAGCGAACCCAGUUGAAAAUCUUUUGCCUGAUCAAGCAACUUUCGGAGGAGCUACAAGGGAGUAGUAGUUCCAGCCAAACGCACAGCGCGUGUCACGCACGGGUUUUUCUGCAACACCAGAUCCGAAGCGUGAGUGAGAAUUUGUACGCCGCUAUCUGCCAAUUCGUCGAGCGCGACUGCGUGCACACCGGCCCCGAUGCGGUGUUCGCGGUCAUGCACGAGGCGAAGCAGAGCCUGAUGAAUCCCCUGCAGAACCACGGGAUUUUUGACACCGCGCACCUGACCAACACGAGCUACUACAGUGAACAGAGCAUCAUUGGAUGCUUUUUGCGCCGGGUCAUGCUGAGCUUUCAAAAAUCGUCCUUUGAAUCCAUCAUGGUCCUGCAUGAGGAGCUGCUCGCCGGGUGCGGGAUCACUAGUACCACGACGUCGAGAGUAGAAGACCCGUUGCAUCAAGCCUUUCACGUGCCUCAAGAUGCUCAAGAACAACAGGCGGAUAGAAGUUGCAAGUCGAGCCGGAACAAGAAAAUGGGACCAAAAAUUCCGGUUUGUACGACUGUCACGGAGAUGGAGGCCGUCGCUGUCCGAUUGUUGCAGGAGCUGGAAGCCGUGUCUGGUCGUGCUGUGGGCCAUCUAGUUGUACGGCAAAAGGACUGCGGGGGCGGAGCGCACCGGCACCGGCACCGGCACGGAGUAGAACACCAAGUUGUGCAACAAAACGACGUAUGCAUUGCAAAUAUGUCUGGGUCUGGAAGAGUCGGGGUUUGUCAUGCACAUUUUGCAUGACCCGUGAGGUCUGUGAUGCAGGUCCUAGCAUCACAGAUUUUUCGAGAGCUUCUUGAUGCUUACCACGCAUGACAAAUGCCCUCUCCGCGUGCCAAGGACUGGAGUCCGCUUGCUGCCCAUGCAACACAGAUAUUUUUAGAAUCCGCAAACAGCAUUACAGUUUCCACUCUUCCAGACCCAGACAUAGUUGCAAUGCAUACGACGACGACCACUCUGCGGAAGAUGAGUAUCAAAUGUAAAAAUGUCUGGGUCUGGAAGGAUGGAACUUGUCAUGCUAAAUCUGAAGCAUGCAAAAAUCUGUGUUGCAUGAUUACCAAAAGUCGUCCACUUUUGACCAAGUCGGGAGGGAGUUUCUCAUGCAGGAUAGGCAUGAGAGAGAUGGCGCAGAAUCUGUCAUGCUAGGUCCUGCAUUCCAGGCUUCAUGAGUCAUGAAAAAGCUGCAUGACAAAUCGCGCAUUCUUCCAGACCCAGACAUUUUUACAGUUGAUAAUGAGGACGCCCGUACAACAAGAACCAAAACGCUGCACCGUCCUCAACUAGAAGAAGACCAAAAUAUUAUUAAAUUCACCGAUUUGGCGCAACACACCCUGCAGCACUUCAUCAAAAAGGUUCCCAACAACUACAAAUUGUGGUUUUUGCUCUAUGAGUUUUACAUCCUGAAACAGCAAGUGGAAGUGAUGUGGAAC
Molecule: messenger RNA, 1667 nt
Organism: Amoebophrya sp. A120
Lineage: Eukaryota; Dinophyceae; Syndiniales; Amoebophryaceae
Source: the annotation of a GenBank genome assembly